Messenger RNA from Mytilus californianus (California mussel), 6280 nucleotides. RefSeq names its product autophagy protein 5-like. Gene Ontology annotation, biological process: autophagy of mitochondrion; cellular response to nitrogen starvation; autophagosome assembly. NCBI's taxonomy places the organism in Eukaryota, Metazoa, Mollusca, Bivalvia, Mytilida, Mytilidae. The transcript is spliced from 8 exons. The record is from RefSeq and is a predicted model, not a curated record. Gene Ontology annotation, cellular component: phagophore assembly site membrane; cytoplasm; Atg12-Atg5-Atg16 complex. The coding region runs from base 159 to 977 and encodes 272 amino acids.
UUUAUUUCCUUGUGAAGAAUUUUCAUCGGCUGAAUCAGUGAUGCAAUUUCACAUAAUAUGACAGUUUUACUCUAAAGAAGUGACAACGUAUGGAUGAUGCAGUUCUCAUUUUUUUCAAUUUUGACAUCCUGGUGAUUAAAAAGUAAUGUACUAAUGUCAUGGCAGACGAUCGUGAGAUUUUAAGGGAAUUAUGGGAAGGAAGAAUCCCUGUAAGAUUUUCACUGCCUUUAGAGGAGGUUGAUUCUGGUGAAGAACCAGAGUCAAUUUAUCUUAUGUUACCUCGACUGAGUUACUUCCCGUUGGUGACAGAUAGAGUUAACAAGCAUUUUUCAAAAUAUGUUAAUCAGGAAGAGGCAACAGAGAUGUGGCUAGCCUAUUCCGAACAACCACUAAAAUGGCACUAUCCAAUAGGUGUACUCUAUGACUUAUAUGGUGAUAAAGAUUCAACACCUUGGAAUAUUACAGUGCAUUUUCAGGAUUUCCCUGAAGAUGAGAUAUUACAUUGUCCCAGUAAAGAAGCAGUUGAGUCCCAGUUUAUGUCCAUGGUGAAGGAAGCAGAUUCCUUGAAACACAGAGCACAGAUCAUUAAUAAUAUGCAGAAAAGAGACCACAAACAGUUAUGGACAGCAUUAUUACAUGACAGAUAUGAUCAAUUUUGGUCAGUAAAUAAACGGUUAAUGGAAUCAUCCGGUGAUGACAUGUUCAAAUACAUUCCUUUUAGAAUAUAUCAGAUUGAUAUUCCAAAUAUCCAAAAAAUAUUUAAACCAUGCAAUACAGAAGGAGAGGAACAAAAAUUAGGGGAUUUACUUCAUGAAUGUGUCCCACAUUUGUGGGAAGAAGAUACAUUUACGAAAAGAGUUGUAACACACGGUAUAGAAAUGACAUUAAAUACUCCAGUAUUGUGGUUGUCCCAGAAUUUUAGUUACCCAGACAAUUUUCUGCAUAUAUGCUUAUUAGACAAAACGGACACAGGAUGAUGCAGAGAGUUCAAAAUCUAGGUCUAUUUAUUUUAAUUCUUGUGAUUUGAAUAAUUUCUUGCAAUUCUGCAAAUGAAUAUUUUGAACUGUAUCAGUUAAUGAUAUGUGAAACAUGAAAUGUGAUUUAAAAUGAUGAUAAUGUACGAUAGCAAUUCAGGGUCAGCGGUUAGGCCUACAGUCUGAAGUUUUCACGAAGGGCCUGUAAAUUUGAUGAGAAUUAUAUUAACUGAAAAGGCCAGAUUUCUAAAGCAUAAUGCAUCAGGACUUAUAGAUUUCACAAGCAACUUUGAACAUUGAUAUGACUGUGUCAUGUCUAUUCCAUUCUAUGUAAAUUUUCUUUAGAAGACAUCAAUGUUUUAGAAAGACAACAAACAGAAAAAGAAGAGUUGAGCUUUGAUUUGAAGUUUGCAGCAUACUUGUUGGAAUUUCUGAUAGAAACCAAAGAUCAUAGCAUUUUUCAUUCAAAUUUUUUUUUUCUUCAUUUCAAUAGCAUAUACAAACAUUGUUCUGAUUUUCUAACCAUAAACAUGAUUUUGAUUGAUAGGGCUAUGCCGUUAAAAUGAAUGUUUGAUGGAAAAAAUGGACUUUCGUGUUUUCCCAACAAGAAACCAUGCUUUAAGUAAUUUGCAUACAUCUUAUGUACAUACAACCAUAAAUGAGCCAUGCCCCCCAUGGCCAAAAAGGAAAAUUAACAUCCUACUUUCCCACAAUCAAUUUAAUGGAAUAGCCCUAAUUUACAUAAAAUGAUUGUGUUUCUGAAAUAUGAAAAUAAAGAGAAUUUAUUUGUACAUGCAUGUAAAACUAAUAUUUUCAUUGAAUGCCAAUAAGCCAUUUGAUAUAUAAUGAGUUAUUUCCCUUCAUUUAUAUUUGGUGAUUUAGUCCAUUACUUAUGAUUUUUUUCUCCAGUUUAACCUACAUGAAUAAGAAUAAGAGUGCUUAAAUAAAUAAAGGUAAAUGUGGGACCCAAUAACAAAAUCAAGAAAGACUUGAGGGUUUGCUUGCGACCUCAAUUCUCAUUUAAUAGAACCUGUGACCUAAACAAAGGUUCAAAAUGGUUUAUUUGAAUGUUUUGUUUUAUUUUAAAGUGACCAGAGGUAAUUUUUAUUAAACAUGACCUUGUGACCAAAGGUGGGUACCCUAUUAGAGCACAAGAGUAUAAUCUUGUAGUGAUAACCUUAAAUCAGUCAAGGGAUUACCACUCUACUUUGAAAAUCCUUGAAUAUUAUAUCAGUCAUUCUCAGCAUGGAAAUACAUGCCGUUUACACUUGUAAAAAAUGUCAAAUAAUCCUGGAAAACCCCCUGAAUUUUGUAACCAUCAGCAGCAUGUUUUGAAAUGCAAAUUUUCCUAUCACUAUUCCAAACUCCAUGACAGUUCCAGCUCUAAUGAGUCCACUUAUCUGCACUGUACCAUGAUUUCUAUCCAGGGAAGCUUAUCUAAUGUCUUGAAUUCAAAAGUAACUUUUGGUAUCUUCAUCUAUGUCUACUGAUACCAUCUUGUUGAAUGCCAUGGAAAAACCCUGGAACUGAUGCAGAAUGAGAAGGAAAUUAUCAGAUAAUAAACUGUUAGAAGUAUUAUUAAGCACACUUUUCAAAUGUUUAUUUUUUAACAUAAAUUGUCCAUGAAUUCCAGUGACAUUUUUUUUCUGAAUCAGAAUGAAGAUCCCAAUUAAUGCAAAUAUGUUUGUUUCUUUUAUUAACUGCCUACGAUAGUAUACAGGGCGGUCAGGGGUAAUAUUUAUGCAAGUUUAUAUAUUUACUUGUGUAAAAAAUUUGUUAGAUGUUAAUUUGCUUUUUCAAGGUCUUAAUAAUCUCCUCUGAAUCUUCUUUUUACAACCUCUUAAAAUCUCAAGUUAAAGUUUUAGCAGGUCAAAAUAUGCAUAAACAAUUUUUUUCUGGUUUCUGAUAAAUUUUUUUAUAGAGUUUAACUUUUUAUCUCAACUAAACUAAGAAAGUCUUCUAUGCUCAGGUGUUAAGUGCACAAGGUCUUCUAAAAUUGCUCCCUGGAGAAUCAUAAAUGAGCAGUAUUUUGAAGAUAAUAGACAAAGGAGAUUUUCCUUAUCCAUAAAAUUAUACUUUUAGGAAAAGUAGAGACAACUAUGAACAACUAUAAGAGCAUUGUUGUCAAUUAAAAUUCAAGAGAAGAAGAAAAUAUAACUGUUUUACUUUUAAAACUAAAAACAAAAAUUAAAGGCAUUGUGUGUUAACGGUCUGCAUUUCUAUCCUGUAUCAGAUUCAAGUUUUUGGCCACAGAGUUUACCUUGACGUUUUGAUCACAUCAACUGUAAACUUGGUACACAUGUUCAUUAUAACGUAAACAAUUAAAAUUAUAUGUUGAAUAAGGGUUUUGAUCCUGACUUUUCUGUUUACUACAAUUAGUAAUAUAGUGUGAUCUGGGCAUGGUUUCCUAUGGACACAGAUUCUUGCAUCUUUUGUCUAAGUUUAAUUUUGACCUAAAAUGAUACCUUUAACUUUACCAGUUGUGGAAGUGAUUUUCUUAAGAAUCUAAAGAUUUAAAACUCAGGGGUAAAGGCAAAGAGAGAAACAGCUAUUCUAAUGCAAUUAGUUUAUAUCAAUGGCUCUGAUUGGAUGAAGACAAGCGUAAAAUUCUCAAUCUCCCUGUCUGUAACUAAAGAAGCCGACAUUUUGAAUUCGGGAAUAUAUUGACAUGUAAUUUCUCCAAUAAUAAGCAAAAAAACUCACAUUUGGACCUACAAAACUUCUUUUCAUCAAAUUUUAUUACAUUUUGAAGCGGACAAGAACCCAGAAAACGCCCAGUGUUUACGUUUGAUGCAGGAAGCACACCUAUGACGUCGCCUAGAUUAGGCGCCAAAGAAGAUAACAUCAUUUUGCGGAAUUUUCGUUUAAUGAAAAUUCUACACAGAAAUAAUGACUAAAAUUGAAUGAUUUGUUUUUAUACAACCGCAAAAAAAAUUUUUGUGGUCGUAUAUUGGUAUGACGUUGGCGUCGUUGUCGUCGUCCGAAGACACAUUAGUUUUCGCACUCUAACUUUAGUUUAAGUGAAUGGAUCUCUAUGAAAUUUUACCAUAAGGUUCAAUACCACAAAAGGAAGGUGGGGAUUGAUUUUGGGGGUUAGGGUACCAACAGUUAAGGAAUUAGGGGCCAAAAAGGGGCCAAACAUAAGCAUUUUUGUAACUUCCAGUUAUAACUUGUGUGUAAGUAUAUGGAUCUCUCUGACAUUGUACCACAAAGUUCCAUAUCACAAAGGGAAUGCUGGGAUUGAUUUUGGGGGUAAUUGCCUCCAAAUUUUAGGAAUUUGGGGCCAAAAAGGGGCAAAAAACAAGCAUUUUUCUAGUUUCAUGACAAUAACUUGUGUGUAAGUGUAUGGAUCUUUAUGAAAUUGUAUCACAAGGUUCCAUAUCACAAAGGGAAUGCUGGGAUUGAUUUUGGGGGUAAUUGCCUCCAAAUUUAAGUAAUUAGGGGCCAAAAAGGGCCAAAAAACAAGCAUUUUUCUAGUUUCCAGACAAUAACUUGUGUUCAAGUGUAUGGAUCUCUCUGAAAUUGUACUGCAAGGUACCAUACUACAAAAGGAAGGCUCGGAUUGAUUUUGGGGGUAAUUCCCUCAAAAUUUUAGAAAUUAGGGGCCAUAAAAGGGCAAAAAAACAAGCAUUUUUCUAGUUUCACGACAAUAACUUGUGUGUAAGUGUAUGGAUCUUUAUGAAAUUGUACUGCAAGGUUCCAUAUCACAAAGGGAAAGCUGGGUUGGAGUUUGGGGGUAAUUGCCCUAAACGUUUAGGAAUUUGGGGCCAAAAAGGGGCCAAAAAACUUGCAUUUUUCUAGUUUCAUGACAAUAACUUGUGUUCAAGUGUAUGGAUCUCUCUGAAAUUGUACUGCAAGGUACCAUACCACAAAGGGAAGGCUGGGAUUGAGUUUCAGGUGAUGAAUCAUAAGGGGGUUCAAAAAAUUUGGGGGGGGGAUUUUUUUUUCCUUUUUUUUCUUUAAAAUUUUCCAUUUUAAAUUGGUUAUUUCUGAUUUCUGAUUUAUAUAUAAAAGCAAAUAAUAAUGAUAUGGUUUGAAUAGGUAAAUUAAAAUUUUUAAGUUCUUUCAUUCUGUGUCAGAAACCUAUGCUGUGUCAAAUAUUUAAUUACAAUCCAAAUUCAGUGCUGUAUCAAGCUUGAAUGUUGUGUCCAUACUUGCCCCAACUGUUCAGGGUUCGACCUCUGCGGUCGUAUCAAGCUGUGCCCCAGCGGAGCAUUUUAUUAAUUUUGGGUCCAGUUUUCAAAUUGGUCUACAUUAAUGGUCCAAAGGGUCCAAAAUUAAACUUUGUUUGAUUUUAACAAAAAUUGAAUAUGGGGUUCUUUGAUAUGCUGAAUCUAAACAUGUAUUUAGAUUUUUGAUUUUUGGCCCAGUUUUCAAGUUGGUCCAAAUUGGGGUCCAAAAUUAAAGUUUGUUUGAUUUAAAAUAAAAUUGAAUAUAUGGGGUUCUUUGAUAUGCUGAAUCUAACCAUGUAUUUUGAUUUUGGACAUUGGAUCAUAAUAGGUAAAUUAAAAAAAAUCAAGUUCUUAGACCACAUUCUUUCUGUGUCAGAAACCUAUGCUGUGUCAAAUAUUUAAUCACAAUCCAAAUUCAGAGCUGUAUCAAGCUUGAAUGUUGUGUCCAUACUUGCCCCAACUGUUCAGGGUUCGACCUCUGCGGUCGUAUCAAGCUGCGCCCAGCGAAGCAUUUUAUUUUGCAUUAGAAUAGAGAUAACUGUAUUGUAUUUGAAGCUUUGCGGACGUCCAUCGGUAGUUUUACUGUCGCAAAUACCCGUUUACCUGUCUCCGCUACGCGUCGCCAGGUAAACUAAAUUUGCGACAGUAAAACUACCGAUGGACGUCCGCAUAGCUUCAAAUACAAUACAGUUAUCUCUAAAGCAUGUAUUCAGUGAUUGUUAUGUUUGUUCUGUUGUAAGAGUCAUUAUAGAUUAUCAAUAUUUGACCUGAGAUUUUGCAACACUUGAACUAUUGAUGUCAUGCAACGAUCACUUUUGCAUUGUUGCUUCAGACAUUUUCUCUUAUGACUUAAAAUUUUACAGGAAUGUCUGUCGUGGUCUGUAAUGGCCAAUAAUGACGAACAAAUAGCAAUAAAGUGUAUUUGAUCAUGGCUCAAUUGAAGAAAUUUCUAUUGUUUCUUAACUAUGUAUUUCCAUUGUGUGAUAGGGUACUGUGAUGUAUGUGUAUAGAUUUAUCAAGUCUUUUUAAGUAUGUGCAGCACUGCAAUUUAUUGUUAAAUAUAUAUACCAUGUACAUGUUAAAAAAAGUGCUGUUGUUGUGUGCAAUUGAUUAUGAAUAAAAAGUAAAAUAUCA